AUGAAGUGCAGGUUGCGCAAGAUGUGCAGGGAGGCCGCGGCGGUCCGGGCGGCCACGGCGUCGGCGCACAUGUCGGCGUCGAGGAGGCUGCGGGUGACGACGGCCUGCAGCACGGCCACGACGGCGAAGAGGAGCCUCCGGAGGGUGUGCAGCAGGGCGGGCCACGUCGUCUGCCGCGUGUCCGGGGUCAGCCGGGCGGCCUCGAGGGCCGGGUCGACGUCGCUCAGGGGCGUGCGCUGCCACGCGCCCACCACGUUCCGCGUGAAGUUGAGCAGCGAGGCGUGGGCGCGGAUGACGGCGCGCGCAUCGGACGCGUUCUGCGCCGCGAAGCCCACCAGCUUGGACAGCGGGCCCAGGUUGGCCAUCAGGGGCCGCGACUCCAUGUUCUGGAGGGCGCGGAACGACGGCGACGCGGCCGACCAGUCGAGCAUCGCGGCGCCGGGGUCGCGGCGCACGACGGAGACGUCGGACCCCACGGCCGCGAGGAACUGGCCGUCGCGGAAGCCCUCGGACGGGCCGGCACGCGACCGCAAGCGGCAGCAGGGCGUCGCAGUCUACCCGAGACCGGUGGUGCUCGGACAGGAGAGGGAAGGCGAAGUUGAGCGAGAGGACGAUGGACGCUCCCGCCAGGGGACCGUCGGCGGCGUGCUGCUCGAGGGCGAGGUUGGCGGCCGUGACGACGGCCCUCUCCAGCGUGCUCCUCAGGGACCUCGACAGCCAUCGCCUCCUGCUACUGUUGCUGUUGCCGUCGUUGUCACCGGAACCUCCCUCGCCCUCCAUGCCCAUCAGCACGCCCGUCAGGACGAGCAGCCCGCCGCUGGCUCCCACGUCCCCCGGCCGCGUCGACACGGUGUCGCCCGCUAUCCGGGCGGCCUCGUCACUGCGCACGCGAGUGGCGGCCGUGUUGUAGAUGCUGACGAUGCGGAUGGCGGUGCGGAGCCCGUCGUGCCGCAGCCAGAUGGCCCGGGCCGUCAGGAGCUGAGACGUGAGAACACCCAGGUUCAGAGGGUUGGUCAGGUGCGAGAGGAGGUGGGUCGUCGUGCCGAUGAUCUGCUCGAGCGCAGCAAGGUCCAGCGCCUCUCCUGCGAGGACGCGAUGGCGAACCCGAAUGCCCCUCCGUCGGGCUACCGAACGCCCCGAUUCCCCUCGCUCAAUGUCGACAACAUCCACGACACGACCCCGGAGCGCGUGUACAGCCUCUACUACAUCAGUGACAUCUGGGUCUUUACGCUGGCCUGGCACUUUAUCGUCUACGCCGUCUUCCACCUGGCCGCCGUCUUCAUCACCAUGUACACCCACGGUUGGAGGAUGGCGUCGUGGAAGUACCUGUGGGCUGUGCCCGUCAUGAAUACGUGGAUACCGUUCAUAUGGAGUCUUGUCUCCCUUUCCAUUCUCGUCAUAUCCUCAUUCUCCAUGCAGGGGGGUCUCUGA
Geosmithia morbida is the source of this 1431-nucleotide messenger RNA. RefSeq lists its product as uncharacterized. NCBI's taxonomy places the organism in Eukaryota, Fungi, Ascomycota, Sordariomycetes, Hypocreales, Bionectriaceae. The record is from RefSeq and is a predicted model, not a curated record.